AUGCGUUCCAAUCUAAUUCUUGUCGUCAUUCUGUACGGAAUAUCUUUGUGUUCGAUCGCAUCGCUCUUGCUCACAACAUACAUCUACAAGGUCAAAUGGCAUCCAGUAGUCAGUGUGAUACUAUGGAUGUUAAUACCGAGUGCGAUCCUGGCCUUGUUGCAUUGCCCUCUUGACGAUAUACUGCGAGAACGACUGCCCAUCAUCCCUGCCGAACGACCGUGGGAUCAACAACAUACACCUCUGGCUUACUUUUGUGCCGUGGACGGUAUUCUUUUGUACAUAUCCAGUGCCAUUAGCUCCGGGUUAACCGUUUCCUUCACACUCUCUCUGUUUGCGGUAGUUGUCAAGUCGAAACAUCCGGAUAUUUCAACAUCACCAAGGACGUGGCGAUCAUUCAGAUGGUUGUGGGAUCCUUCGACAACAACAUUAUGUAUCGCCCCCUUCAUUUGGUCACUCCCGCUCAUUGCAUUCGGUAUCGAAGCCAUAUUGCGGAAUUUUCGUACCAAAAGUCAUCCCCCAAUAUAUUAUUCGAAUACGUACUGUAACAUUGAUGAUGUACUUUAUCAAGCGGUAUCUGGGGUUAUCCUCGGACUUCCACUUAUAAUUGCGACCGCCCUGAUACUUGUGAUUAUUGGCAAUCUUGCCUAUCUCGCUAUCAAAGGCCGCGGGAGAACAUCUGAAUCGGUCAACAUACCAUUAGCUUUGAGAUUCGCAGCCAUUGUAAUUCAGAUAUUCAUUACGGCAAUACUUAUGCUCUGCGAGAUCUCGCUCCAAGAUGAGCAACUCCGUGGCGUAUUUCAUCUGCAUAUCUACUGGACAAGCGUGACCCCCCUGAUCUUCUUCACCAUCUUCGGGACCCAGCAGGAGCUGAUGGCGAUCUGGAAAUACUGGGCCUACCGCCUGGCCGGAAAGCAACCCCAUUAUACGCCACGGUCGUCCAAUGAAGCUCAGACGCUCUCCGGUUCGUCUGCUCCUGGUACUAUCAACGCCAAUGAAUCCCAUGUUAUACGCAAACUCAGAGAAGGGGCUCAUGAUGUAUACAAAGGGAACUCGAAGAGGCACAGAGCUUCCUCUUCGGCAGGAGAGCGAACAUCUGGCUCUAUUGCGGAUCCACUCGCGCUGACAGGGAUGAAGCAUUCAACCGACCCUUCAGAUCUCAGCUACCGGACCAACCAGGAUCUCGAAGCUGCGAGUCCAGACAAUAACUACAAGGACAAUCGAGCAACGCUUUCUCCAGUAAUCCCAGAGUUAUCGUGCCUGGAAGGCCCCAAGGUAUCUUCGCCUGCCACGUCCCCCGGGCGACCACGCUUUUACUCGUCAGCAUCUAUACUCUCUUCUCAGGCACUACCUAGUUCACAUGGCCAUUCUGGCACUCGUGGGCUACUGGCAUCUCAAAGUAAUCUAAUUCACUCUGAGCCUCCGCUAAUUGUCGUCAACGAUGGGUUUGGAGCCGUCUUUGGAGCUCAGGUUCCGGCAAAUACAUGCGCCGGAAUGAUGGGCAGGCCGAUUAUGACGCGUCAGGAGCGUGAGCGUUGGUUAGCAACAGAUGAACGGCAACGACCUCCAAGGGUUGGCUACGGACGAGAACGGAGGCAAAGCAUAGGCCUUCCUCCCCCACCGAGAUCGCCCCGGCAAUCAAAUGGGAGGCCUUCGUCGGCGGGUGGCGUUACAGUGCUGGGGUCAAAUCAGAGGCGGGACACAGAAUUAGGUCCCCGAGCGUCACCAUCUUUGAAUUGGAACUCACAUUUUCAUCACGGCUCGAACACUUCAGUCCAAGGCGCUAGGAACCGAGAGCUUAGUUAUGGCGGGAGUGGGAGCGAUCUGGGCAUUGAAAUGGAAGAAAAGGUCAAGACUCCGUCCAACGGGAGUGAGAGUUUCGAAAGAGAUGUUCAACGUGAGAGCCCGGAAGGGAGCCUUCGUUCGUCUUGGGUCUCCAAGGAUUCCCGUGUUUCUAUUGCCUCGGACAGGACUUUUGGAUAG
Molecule: messenger RNA, 1980 nt
Organism: Rhizoctonia solani
Lineage: Eukaryota; Fungi; Basidiomycota; Agaricomycetes; Cantharellales; Ceratobasidiaceae
Product: Rad60-SLD domain-containing protein
Exons: 8
Coding region: 1-1980 (659 amino acids)
Source: RefSeq, a predicted model, not a curated record